UCACUUCCGCCUUCCGUCGUCUCGCAUCCCUAGGUCACCAUUGGAAGUUGGCAGCUUGAAAUCUCGCGCAAGCUUCCGCCAACGAACCGCUCCACAGUCGCAGCCGCCGUUUGGCUUCCACCUGCGGGCAGCAGGACUGAUAGAGGCCCGCCGGGAGUGAUGGCGGACCGGGAGAGCUCACCGCUGCUGUCAGAGCACAACGAGCACGACGGCACAAGAGCGUAUGGACUCCUCGAAGAAACUCGGAGUUUGGUGCCCGAUGAGCCCCCGCCGCCUUACUCUGCGCGCAGCAGCCCAGACAGCUGCAGCGCUCCAGUCAUCAGCUGCCGCGUUUGUCAGGGAGCCAUCUGCGUGGAAGGCAAGACGCACCAGCAUGUGGUCAAGUGCAGCGUUUGCAACGAAGCGACUCCCAUCAAGAACGCUCCGGCUGGGAAGAAGUACGUCCGAUGCCCGUGUAGCUGCCUGCUCAUCUGCAAAGUCACCUCGCAGAAGAUUGCCUGUCCACGACCGUACUGUAAACGCAUCAUCAAUCUGGGCCCAGUUCACGUUGGCCGGGAAAGUCCGGAACUGCAGCACUCGCCUGUCGGCAUCCGGGUCGUCUGCGGCCAUUGCUCCAAUUCCUUCCUGUGGACGGAGUUUUCCGACAGGACGUUGUCCAGAUGUCCGCACUGCCGUAAAGUCUCCUCUGUUGGCCAGCGGUACCCGAGGAGGAGGAGCCUGCUGUGUCUCCUGGUCUUCGCCGUGGUCGCCGCCUCCACCGCGGGACUGAUGGUGGGAACGUGGCGGCCCGCUCGGGACUCGAACGGGAUUUACGCCGCGUGGGUGCUGCUUGUCCUCAUCGGCGCCUUCGCCCUGGCCAGGACCGUCUACUGGAGUUGUCUGAAAAUUAGCCGGCCCAUUCCGACGUGAUGUGAUGCCAUAUCAUCGAGUGGACUUUUUAGAUACGUGUCAGGAGUUAUUUUAUCAGCAAUACAAUGAACCGUGGCUGUUCCUGGGGGUAAGGGACCAAGCCGGAUGCUAAUAGUGAACAUUUCCAAGUAAUCGAUAUUUAUAAUCACCUUUACUAAUAGUUGAAGCUACUCCAUGGUGCCUUAGAAGAAGCCCGGGUUUGGGCGGCAUCAUAGGCCGUUAGAAAAAGAGCACAAAAAUAUGCGGGUAUGCCUGAAUAGAUUUUAGUUGUGUUCAGUGUAUUCAUGUUACUUUGUCAUUCUGAUUCAAAAUGAUCACUUCUGACUCAAUGAAGUUCCACGGCACUGAGCUCAUCUUUUACUAUGUAUUUGGUCUUAUUGUACAUUGUCAGACAGAGUAAGAAUUUGACACAAUUUAGUUCCACUCAAAAGGAAAUGUGGCAUUUAGGACUUGCAGUCUAGUCAUGGGACGGGAAUGUAGAAAAACACUACUGUACUGUCAAAUAAAGUACAACGCUCUGUGCCUCAUUGCCAGCCUGUUGACAUAAAACUGUCAUUUUUAAAAAAAGAAAAAAAGUGGUGAUUUGGUAUUUUAGCACUGUAGUGUAUGCAUUUGUCAUAUUAGUUUGCCAAAAUAUUAACUCAAGCAAGCAAGAGGCUCUUGUACGUUGAGGCUCUCAAGUGCUAUUGUACUAUUUGACCUGUUUGUUUACAUUUUUUAAGCGGAAAGGUACUUCCGCUACCGGUGACGUCACGCCUAACUAACGCCCAAUAAUAACGUUGUUUUCGAGAGGCUGUGGAUCAGUCGGUAGAGCAAGUCGUCCACUGACCAAAUGGUAGCUGGUUCGAAUCCCGUCUCCAACCGUCUGCAGGGCGAAGUGUCCUUGGGCAAGACGCUGAGUCCUAAUUUGCUCCCAGUAGGCCUGGCAGCAGUCGCCAUUGCUGUAUGAGUGGAUGAAUGUGAGGCUUUGUAAAGCGCUAUAUAGCUUGUUUUUUUCCCCACAAAAUUAUAUACAGUGGUAUAAUAUUCUACACUGAUACUGUUCAAAACUUGACAAAUUAUUCAGGCAAGAUAAGAUGCUUUUGUUUAUUGUUGUGAAUAUAAAGUGCUAUUUUACGUUUUACAUUUUCGAAGCGGAAGGAUAUGUGUGUUUUUUUAAAAAUAAACUUUAUUUGAAUUGAAAAGCAGCAGAUACAAAUUCAACGGUAAGUUGAGUCAAAGGUAGUGCUACAUCAACAUAAUAGAACAAUGCAAGGGGUUACAUA
Phycodurus eques (leafy seadragon) is the source of this 2174-nucleotide messenger RNA. RefSeq names its product type I phosphatidylinositol 4,5-bisphosphate 4-phosphatase-A-like. Gene Ontology annotation, biological process: phosphatidylinositol dephosphorylation. The record is from RefSeq and is a predicted model, not a curated record. Lineage: Eukaryota; Metazoa; Chordata; Actinopteri; Syngnathiformes; Syngnathidae. The transcript is spliced from 7 exons. Gene Ontology annotation, molecular function: phosphatidylinositol-4,5-bisphosphate 4-phosphatase activity. Bases 160 to 909 code for a protein of 249 amino acids. Gene Ontology annotation, cellular component: lysosomal membrane; plasma membrane; late endosome membrane.